Trematomus bernacchii (emerald rockcod) is the source of this 1224-nucleotide messenger RNA. RefSeq lists its product as uncharacterized. Bases 1 to 1224 code for a protein of 407 amino acids. The transcript is spliced from 6 exons. Gene Ontology annotation, molecular function: zinc ion binding. NCBI's taxonomy places the organism in Eukaryota, Metazoa, Chordata, Actinopteri, Perciformes, Nototheniidae. The record is from RefSeq and is a predicted model, not a curated record.
AUGUACAUAUCCAGUUACAUCGACAACUAUGAAGUUUCAAACAAAGAUCUACCUUCAGGGAGAGUGAGCGUCAGGGCUAGCUGUUACAGGUCCAUGAGGAAGCAUGAAAAGCCUCACGAUCUCAGAAUUGUCUUUGAGAACUGCUCACCCGUGGAGAUUGCAGUGGCAAAGUGUUCCUGUGUAGCUGGAACAGCACUCUGCAACCACAAUGUUGCUCUGCUGUUCCAGACCGCACACUACUCCACACUCAACCUGGCUGCUGUACCCCCUGUCCUCAGCUGCACUGAAACAGAGCAGCGAUGGCACAAGCCAAGAACCAUGGGUGUGAAACCAGGCAGAGUGAGUGACAUGGUGUUCAUUUCCACUAAGCCAAAGCAGUUUACAGUUGCUGACGGUGUAAGGAGUACACGUUACAAGGCCGUGCGGGGGGAGCUGCCAGACCCAGAUGUCCUCAAAGUCAGCGAGGUAUACAAGGACUUCUCAGCAGACAUCGCACCACUGAUCACCACCAUGGCUAUAAGUGUGGACGUGCCACUGGUUAACUCCACCUUUGGAAAAGUUCAGGAAGGUAGCCCUAUCUCAUACCAGCAUCCACUACCUCUUAGCCGGGUUAUAGUGCGUCACCCAGAUGCCCCUCCACCACCUGUGGAUGGCUAUAGGCUGGAGCCUACCACCUGUGAGUUUGUGUGCAGUCACCAACAGCACCUCCAUCUACUGUCACUUGCGACAACAUUGCUCAUGGCAAAGAAAAUCGAGGUGGCCACAAGGGAGCAGAGCGACAGUGUGGAAUGGCACCGUGUUAGGAGGCCAAGAAUAACUUCUUCCCGUUUCAGGGAAGUAUGCCAUGUUCGAGGUCAGAGUUCGGCUGAAAACUUGGCACAACGGAUUCGGAAGGGAGUGGCGCAAACGGCAUCAAUGAAGAGGGGACUGGCACUGGAACCGGUUGCCAUCCAGGAAUACUGCCGGAUUAAAAACACCAAUUACUGGCCGUGUGGGUUUGUCAUUCACCCAGAUGCCCCCUGGUUAGGGUCAUCUCCUGACGGUCUGGUGUUUGACCCAACUGAGAGCCCACCUUUUGGACUUGUUGAAAUAAAAUGCCCAAAUGCAAAAAGUUAUGUGGACUGUAGCUACUUAAAAAUGCAAAGUGGCACAUUAAAUAUGAAGCAAGGAGGAUAUCCUUAUACAGCGUAUCUGCAGAGACUGCGAGGUGGCUACAACCAUUAG